UGUUAGCUCUUCAAUUUUGCGCGUCUAACUUUUAAUUAGAAUUGAGAAGGAAAAGAAAAGGCAAAUCAAGCUUAAAUUUGCUGAAUUCAAUUGUACUCAAUUAACAAGUAAAUAGCAUCGAUCACUUUUCUGGCUCAAGUCGCCGCUAAUACACACGCAAAGACACACAAACACAUUUCGUCGCUCUCUGUCUUGUAGAAAUGGCACCAAAGAAAACAAACGGAUUCAUGAUAUUCGUGAACGAGUGGCGCAAGGGCCGCAACAUUUCCAUCGCCCAGGCUGUCAGUCACUGCGGCGACAUCUGGAAAAAUAUGAGUGCACAGCAGAAGGGGCCGUACAAUGGAUUCGCAAAGGACGCCAACGUCUCGGCCCGUGCCAAGGUGGAGCCAUUAGACUGCCAUGGCCGUCCUCUGUCCGCCGUGGAGCGUGAGAAUUGCGAGGCUGCUGAGCGAGAGAUGAAUAUGAAACGCAACAUCGAGCGAAUUGUGCUGGAAGGAAAGGCGCAACACGAUCUGGAGAACACCAAGUUCAUAUUUGCGGCCUUUAAUUACUUUACCAAAGCAAUUGGAAACGAUAUUUACAUGCCGGCCGAAUUUGCCGCUUGCAAGUUCUCGCUGCGGUCCGGAAGGGGCCCCGUCUACAGCUCGCAUAUCAAUCCGGGCCAGCUGAUCUUUGGCCAGGCCAGCGACGCACAGCAUCACACGUCGACGACGCACCAGUUACCCCUUCCGCCCAAAGCUAUGGGCGAAUCCAACAUGGGCAGUCUCUAUGUGAAUAUUGUGAAGUAUUUGCGUGACUGCCAAGGCGCAGGCAAUCCCCUCGUGGUGUUCACCACCGCUGAACUGAUGCCUGUGGUAAGUGGCUGCUUUAGGUACCUGCAGAGCGACAGUGAUGAGGUGGGCGAGCAGAUUCACGUCUACGACAUCCUGUACCUCUUCUACGUGCUCAAGAAGGAGGUCAUGGACAUUGCCGACCUGCCGCACGCCAACAUCAACAAGUGCAUCACGGACAACUUCUUCUUCAAUGAUUUCUUCGAAUAUUACUCGAACAUCGCGUGUCAGUUUCACGAGGACAACGAUCGGGGCAAGUAUUGCACACACUCAAUGGUCUCCCGCUGGUGUUACACGUUCUGCGACUAUAUGUGUGGGGAUCUGGCCAUUAAGCCGUUGGCAGGGAAGCACAUGCCACCUGUGCAGGAGCAAAAGUUUUGCGUGACUAAUCCGGACAAGUCUAUGUGUGGGAAUACGUCGUACAACUCGGUCAGCUCGUGGCAUUCGGAUGUGAAGCAAGAGCCGGACUCGGAUUAUACGCCAGAGGAUCAUUCCGUGUUCUCGGCCAAUUUAACUGCAACGGAGGAGUUUCCCAGCUUGAGUGGUCGCAGACCCAAGCCAACCCAUCGCCAUCCUCCGCCCCAGAAAGGCGCUUGGAAUGUUCCUGCCGCAAAGCGAAGUGCACGCGAUUUUGAUGACGCAUUCAACAUGACACGUUGAUGACAUUUUCAAUCUAAAAGAAUUUCUGAAUUUUUCAAAACAUUCCUCAAUGAAUUUAUUACGUAUA
Messenger RNA from Drosophila grimshawi, 1557 nucleotides. RefSeq names its product protein maelstrom (gene mael). The transcript is spliced from 5 exons. The record is from RefSeq and is a predicted model, not a curated record. Bases 201 to 1490 code for a protein of 429 amino acids. Lineage: Eukaryota; Metazoa; Arthropoda; Insecta; Diptera; Drosophilidae. Gene Ontology annotation, molecular function: sequence-specific DNA binding. Gene Ontology annotation, biological process: negative regulation of DNA-templated transcription; spermatogenesis; regulation of miRNA-mediated gene silencing. Gene Ontology annotation, cellular component: nucleus; P granule.